GACGAUGGUCAUCAGCGCUCAUAGGCUGUCCCAUUGCGAGGAGCUGUGCGACCGGGCCAUCGUCCUGGAAGACUGCAAGAUCGAGACUAUGGGAGACUACGACCAGAUGAACCACAAGUUCGGUCGUUGCUACAUGAUCAAGAUGAGGCUGCCCGCCGACCGUCGGGCCGACAGGGGCCUCCAGCGGCAGCUCAUCGAGCUCAUGCAGGAAGAGUUUCACCAGUGCGCGCCUUGCUACAGCUACAAGGGCAUGAUCGCCUUCAGGGUGGGCAAGACCUACACCAACUGGAGCGAGGUAUACUCCAAGGUAGCGGCUCACAAGAGCAACCUGGGUCUGCCCGAGGUCUUUGUGGGCGACAUUUCGUUCGAGGACAUCUUAGUCGGCCUGGCGAGGUGCCAGAUCCUUACCAUGAUGAUACGUCCCAACACCAUAAGCACCGCGCCUUCUUAAUCUGGAUCGCCUCGCAGUAUGCGCAGCAUAUUUACAAACAAAUA
This is a messenger RNA of Ixodes scapularis (black-legged tick), 495 nucleotides long. RefSeq names its product glucosylceramide transporter ABCA12. The transcript is spliced from 3 exons. Bases 5 to 451 code for a protein of 148 amino acids. The record is from RefSeq and is a predicted model, not a curated record. Lineage: Eukaryota; Metazoa; Arthropoda; Arachnida; Ixodida; Ixodidae.